UCCUUAAGUGGCCGUAUCAAAAUGUAUGUAAAGAAAGACUUACCUCUCGACACACUUUGUCUGAUAAAUGUACACCUCCUGACUUUCUAAACAGUGGUGGACUGCCUGCUGCUUGUUUUGAGGACGUUUUAGAUCGUUAAAGUUUCUGAGGGCGUAUCAUCCCAGCAGCGCACCGGAUGCACCAUCUGGUGGUGGCUAGCUUCAUUUUUUUCCUCUCAGGGGUGGUGGCCGCUGUUUUGCUUCAUAGCUUCCCGAUCAGCCCACGAAAGCAUGGGAAUGUAGCAAGUGGAUUUCUGAGUAAACUUAUGUUAAAGUGCUAGAUAAGUUACUGUAAGUUCCCUACAAGCUCUUCCACACCUCAGGAGCUCCGUUGUACCACAGAAGGCCGUUAGCGAAGCGCUGUUUGGGCGUUUCACCAGCGAGUAUUCCCGGACAAAGGAAAAGAGACUUGUGAGCUAACGUUAGCUGGCUCCCGGGCUAACUUAGCAUUCCUCUAGCUGCGGCGCAAUGCAGGCCAUAAAGUGUGUCGUUGUCGGAGAUGGAGCUGUGGGUAAAACAUGCCUGCUCAUCAGCUACACCACCAAUGCCUUUCCAGGAGAGUACAUCCCCACAGUGUUCGACAACUACUCUGCCAAUGUUAUGGUUGACGGGAAGCCGGUGAACUUGGGCCUUUGGGAUACAGCAGGACAAGAAGAUUACGACAGACUCCGCCCACUUUCCUACCCACAGACGGAUGUGUUUCUCAUCUGCUUUUCGCUUGUGAGUCCCGCCUCAUUCGAAAACGUCCGUGCCAAGUGGUACCCUGAGGUGAGACAUCAUUGUCCCAACACUCCCAUCAUCUUGGUGGGUACCAAGCUGGAUCUGAGAGAUGACAAGGACACCAUAGAGAAGCUGAAGGAGAAGAAACUCGCUCCAAUUACAUAUCCCCAAGGACUGGCGAUGGCCAAAGAGAUCGGUUCUGUCAAGUAUCUGGAGUGCUCAGCCCUGACUCAACGUGGCCUUAAAACUGUGUUCGACGAGGCCAUCCGGGCCGUCCUCUGCCCUCCACCGGUGAAGAAGAAUCGCAGGAAGUGCUCUCUCCUCUAAGACUUCCUCUACUGGAACGGUUACAGGGGAACAUGGCCGCUAGUGGUGAGGGGUGGCUAAAAACACAGAAGAAACACACCAGUAUACACACGCAAAACAAUGUACUUCAGAUUCUUUCCUUCCAUAAGUGUAGCUACAGCGGUAAUACCAACCGUUUCCAUGAAAAAAAGUUGACCUAGGGUCAGAUUUCGGAAAAGGGGUUAGAAGAUUAUAGACCCGAGCUCUUUCCCAACAACAUACUGUAUAGACAAGAGGCCUUCUAAAAUGGAUUGGAUGUUUUGUAAAAAAAAUAAAUGGACCGUGGAAUGUUUUCAAUUUGUUCCUCCACUUGUUGUCCACCUUUUUUUGUUUACAGUCUUGGUUGUUUGUUUUGAGUGGAAGAAAUAUUGCCAAAUACAUUGUGCAGUUGUGCUGUAUUUUAACAGGAAAAAAAACACCCAUCGUCCUAUUGUCUCAAACCUUCACACAACCUUUGCUCUUGUGUGCUGCUCUUUGCUCAGCACCAUAAUCAAAGGCGUUAUAUUCACUUUGUGAGUGCGGUCACACAUCAGCGCUCUGUCAACAAGGAACUUGAAGUAACCAUCUGUGAAGUUCUUUUUGCCUCAAAUUACUGUUUGUGCACCAUAAAUCUCUCACCAAGUUAGCUAGUUUUCAGUCCUAGCACAUGAUUCAUGUAAAUCCAUUCUUGUAAAAUGAACGACGCCUGAGACGUACUGAAAAUUCAAACUGGGAACAGAUCUUCUGACACCAACUGUGCUAUUAUACCCUGAUAAAUCUAAAUGAUCCAGUAUUUUAUGUGUUUGGCUCCAAUCGGACCGGUCAAGUUUAUGGUAUUUUUUUCUUUCCUCUUUUGCAAUAUUCCCUAGAAGUGUCUCAACUGUGUAGCUGCCCAGGAGUGCAACGCUGAAAACUUUAUUAGAUAUUGGAUUACAACUGUUUUGGUGGCGGGGAACAAGAGCACCUUUAAUGCUCUGCGGGCAUUUAUCAGAAACCUUCUGUGCAGCGUAUUUGUUUCUUAAUAACAGCAUCACUACUGGCUAAGCAAUGUCACUAAGAAGAGCAUUUAUGCCUGCUAAUAACAGUAACAAUGCUACUGUCGGUUAUGGUGUAGUAUACAGUGUACUCAUCUUUUUGUUAUAAUCAUGUGAUUUGACUGUUUUGUAUCUUUCUUCACAAAAGUUACACUUCACUCACUGUAUUGUUAAACUAACACUAUGAAUAUCCUUUUGUUUAUUACCUCUUCAGUUAACGCUACCUUAAUCUCCCUACAAGCCUAGCUUUUUGUAAUUAAUGCUGAUAGCUUGUAUGUGCAACAUAUACUGAAAACUAAGAUUAGAAUUGCAACAGUUAUAUUUUUUGCCUAUUUACAAAAUGUAUUUGAACUACUAGAUCAGGGGUUAGGUACAUGUUGCUCAUCUGUAUUGUAUUCAGACAUCAAGCUGUGGUAUAAUUCAAGCCAAUGUUGUGACUCUUUAGUUUUAUGGAUAAAAGCUAUUGUCACUUUUUGAAAAAGCCAAUAAAUUCAAGUAAAACAGA
This is a messenger RNA of Cottoperca gobio, 2622 nucleotides long. Its product is annotated as ras-related C3 botulinum toxin substrate 1. Bases 508 to 1086 code for a protein of 192 amino acids. The record is from RefSeq and is a predicted model, not a curated record. NCBI's taxonomy places the organism in Eukaryota, Metazoa, Chordata, Actinopteri, Perciformes, Bovichtidae. Gene Ontology annotation, biological process: small GTPase-mediated signal transduction. Gene Ontology annotation, molecular function: GTP binding; GTPase activity. The transcript is spliced from 6 exons.